Schizosaccharomyces octosporus yFS286 is the source of this 3693-nucleotide messenger RNA. Its product is annotated as proline dehydrogenase. The record is from RefSeq and is a predicted model, not a curated record. Bases 2050 to 3534 code for a protein of 494 amino acids. Gene Ontology annotation, molecular function: proline dehydrogenase activity; FAD binding. The transcript has a single exon. NCBI's taxonomy places the organism in Eukaryota, Fungi, Ascomycota, Schizosaccharomycetes, Schizosaccharomycetales, Schizosaccharomycetaceae. Gene Ontology annotation, cellular component: mitochondrion.
AAGAAAGUGAAGUAGUAUGUAAUACCCACCAUUCUCCCAAAGGUGUAUGUGAUGACUGAGCAAAGGGUUACUCGCAAGUUUCCACCAAUCCAAAAACCAAGAAAAACAUUGUAAAUAAGAGGUAAAAAGGGUUUAGUUUUCGUUUUCAGAGGGAAUGUUCGAGAGCUCUAAAGUUGACCUUGCAUGAACGGCUAAAUGAUCCUUUGGGUUUCAUUGAAUGCUUUUGUCGAACAACUCACGUAUUAAUAUAUCCAGGCUGAUAUGAUAUACGUAGGAUGUGAAAUGAUGUUUGACAACAAUGGUUGUAUAAAGCGAGAUUCUCGAGGGUCCUUGUCUCUAUGCCAUUGAGACCAGAAGCGAUUCAAGAUCUGAUUGGAAUUGCUUUUCCUUAUGCAAGACAGUAACCAAUUCCAAUAAUAGAGAUGAUCAGUUGUGCAUAUGAAAGAAAAAAAGAAAAAACAAGGAUUCUAUGGAAUGAUGAUCCCCUAUGUCUCUACUCUCUAUCUACUUACGGAGGAUCCAAUUAUCCUCAUAGGAUGAUUCAAUCAUCCACCUUUCUCCUAGAUUAUCACUAGUUGUUCAAGAAGCUGGAACUAUCAUAAAAACAAUUUUAAAACAAAAUUUAGAAUUGACUCAAAUUGAAAGGAUUUCGAAAAAAAUGUAAUGAAAGAGGUGGGACUCGAACCCACGAGCUUUCGCACUAGUGCCUUAAACUAGCUCCAUAACCACUCGGACACUCUUCCAAUUGUUGGUAGAUACUCUAUCUAUAGUUUUAUAACCUAGGACCAGUCUAAAUGUGAAACAGAAACCUAUAAAAUAAAAGAAAUGAUGGUUCAGUUCGUCUCUCAAAAACCAAUUACUUUUUUCAUUCUUUUUUUUUUUCAUUUUUUUUUCUUCUGAAGCGGAAGUUUGUUCACGUUUCUCUGUAAUUGUGCUCAACAUCAUCGUUUUUGCUAUCAUCAACACAUCUACGUCUUGUGUCAGAGUAAGAAAGGAGUUAGUUCUCUUUCUUCACCAAGCAACUUGGUUAUCUAUUCACCCGGCUAAUCGCAAUCUAAGCGAUAUCAACAAAUACGAUAAACACCAACAAAGAAAGACAAGAGGAACCGAAGUAAUCAAGGCAUUUUUCUUUUGUUCCUUCAUCGUUAUCCUCCUGUAACAAAAAGAAAAACAUAGCAAAGAAAAGAAAAGAAAGGAAAAACAUGCUUAUUUUUUGGUUUCUUGUCAUUCCUUACACGUAAACAUACGGAUACAAAUGUGUAGUCUAUUCCUAAGUACUAUUUGAUCGAUUGGUAUCGUUGCUUACGAUACUCUAUAACGAGGAUCCAAUAUAUUAUCCAACACAUUACUUGCUGAUAAUGGUUCCGGUUCCUGAUAGUUUUUAUCAAUCUAACGGGUCAUCAGUAUUUACAUGAAAAAGGAAAAGGUAUAUAUGCAAAGGUUGUCGGUUGCGCUUUACGCUAUUAUUGGUGCAUUUUUUUUCUUUGUUUCUUUCAUUUCAAGUUCCUUCUUAUUCUACUGCCUACUCUUCUACUAUACGCUUGAUCGUUGUUCUUGUUGGAUCCUAUAUAUCGGCCAUACAAAAACAGAUUCUAAAAGCGAUACAAAAAAAAAAACAGGUUCUUAAAGUUAAUACAAAGUUAUAAACGAACUUGUUCUUUUUCUAUACUUCGAAUACAAGUGAUUCCUUUCUUGCUUUCUACUUACAACUAGCAGUUAGCUACUCUAUCAUCUAGUGUUGGAUUGGGAUUGAAAAGGAACAGGGACCAUUGUAUUAAAAACAAUACUCCUUAAUAUUAAUACUUAAUAAUAUCUAGUAAUAGUUAUUCUCUUUUUCUGUAUUGUCAAAACAAAAAAACAAUUGAGAAUACAAAACAAGGGAAAAUAAAAAAAAAGAAAAACCUUUUGGACGAAACGAUCAUUUACUUUUCUUUUUCUUGUACGCGUUGUUAAACUCAAGCUAAAGGGAUUGCUUGUUAUCAUUUCAUUUUUGACUUUUUAUUUAUCAUCUUUACUUUUUCUUUUUGUUUUUGUUUGAAAAAAUAAAGAAUGCAUUUUUUUCGUUUGCGACCAGGAUUGCUCCGCCAUGGUAAACUCCUUUUGGGUGUUGGCGCAGGUGCUGCCAUCUCUUUGAAUAGCAUGGGUUUGACAAAUGAGCCCGAGGCUUCCUUCUUCCAAAAAGGGUUUUCUAAAGAAUUGAGUCAUCGUUCUUUUGGCGAUCUCGCUCGUGGCCUCUUUGUCUAUGAGAUUUGCUCUCGAGCUUGGUUGGUAAAGACCUCGAUUUCCGCUAUGAGUUUAUGUGAUACCCUUCAUCUUUCGUUCCUCUAUGCUCCAUUCUGCCGUCGUACUUUCUAUCGCCAUUUCUGCGGAGGUGAAACUCCCGCUGCACUCAUUCAAAACAUGCAAUCACUUCAAGCUUCUGGCAUUGCUCCUUGCCUCAACUCCUCUCGUGAAAUUGAUCUCCCCAGUGACAUUGAUCCUCGUCAAUUUGUUUCCACUGCCAAUACAGUCCCCGACAACAUUAAGGUUCCUGCUCCACCAGUCCAGCAAGAAAUGCAAAAUAUUGCCCAAGAGGCCUUUGACUCUUACCUCUACAGUAUUGACUUGGCCUCCAAGGUUGAAAACUCUACUUGUGCUAUCAAGUUGACCCCAUUCAUCAACCCCUUGGUCUUGUUCCGCUUCAAUGCUAUAUUGAAUAACUCUGCCAACCAACCCGCUGCUAAGUUUACUGAAAUGCUCAACGAUAACCCUUCUUUCUCUUCUUACGAACAGGAUGAGCUUCGCCGCUUCUGGUCGUUUUCUGAGAAGCUUUGUGAAUAUGCCCAGAAGAAAGGUGUUCUUUUAUUCAUUGAUGCCGAACAAACUUACUUCCAAGACACUAUCCAUUCCAUUUCUUUGGACUUGAUGAAAAAAUUCAACCAACAAGAAGCUAUCGUACAUAACACUUAUCAGCUGUACUUGAAAAAGACCAAGGGAAUCUUGAAUGAGCAUAUGAAACAAAGUGCUCUUGAAAAUUGGUUGAUGGGUGCUAAGAUUGUUCGAGGAGCCUACAUUAAUUCAGAGCCUCGUCAUUUAAUCCACGAUAGGAAAGAGGACACUGAUCGUGACUAUAAUGCUGCUAUGGAGUCUUUGUUUUUGGGCGCAUCCAGAGCAGCUCCUGGAAACAAAGGGGCUUCUCAAAUUCCCUCGAAAUCUCGUCAAGGUAAAUGGGGUAUUAUGAUUGCUACCCACAACAAAUCCUCAGUUUGCAAAGUUUUGGAUCUCUUGGAGAAGAAAAAGAUUGACACAAGCAAGACCUCCUUGUACAUAGCUCAAUUAUUGGGAAUGUCAGAUGAUAUUACUUACGCCCUUACAGAUUACCCGAGAGGUGAAAUUCCUGAAUUCCACGUUGCUAAAUAUGUUUCUUGGGGACCUAUCUAUCAAGUACUUCCUUAUUUGGUUCGACGCGCUCGUGAAAAUAUUGGUGCUCUUGAGCGAUCAACAGAAGAAAGAACUUACUACCGUCAAGAAAUGAGAAAACGCUUACAUAUUUAAUCUUUUUACCAAGCCACCCUAUCUGUUAAUAUCCCUCCUCUUCUUGUUUUAAUAUACCCAUGUAACAUCCCACCCCUCCCCCUUCCUUCUUCCUGUCUAAGUUCUCCAAUACCGCUAUUGGUACCCGUUCAAAAACUCUUCUUACAAUAAAAAGACACG